Yarrowia lipolytica CLIB122 is the source of this 1431-nucleotide messenger RNA. RefSeq lists its product as uncharacterized. Gene Ontology annotation, cellular component: nucleus; MIS12/MIND type complex; chromosome, centromeric region. The record is from RefSeq and is a predicted model, not a curated record. Lineage: Eukaryota; Fungi; Ascomycota; Dipodascomycetes; Dipodascales. Gene Ontology annotation, biological process: mitotic sister chromatid segregation; mitotic cell cycle; kinetochore assembly.
AUGAACGACUCGUUUAUCCGCACUACCAGCAUUCUGACAGAGCAUUUCGGCUAUGCGCCGAUUGCUGUGGUCGACGAUGUCAUCAACGCGGUCAACCAGGUGCUAUAUACCGUGACCGACGCGAUGGAGGACUUUUUGAAAACGCGCCAGGCCCGACACCUUCAAAAAAUCGAACAGACCGCCAGAGACGCGUCCGACUACCAGCUACGCGUCGCCGAGCUGCCAACGACUAAGGAAAUUGAAAUCGGAACCGCCAAGAUGGAGACGCUGCUGGAAACCAAGGUAGACGAGAAGUUUGAUCUGUUUGAGCUCGACGCGUUGCGAAACGUGUUCAACGUGCCCUCUGAGCUAGUUGAAGGCGGCUGGUUCAAACUGGAGCACCACACGUUUGAUGCCAAGAGCGUUUCCAAGGUCAACGAGGACGCAGAACUCGACAGAGAGAUUGCCAGGCUGGAACACGAGCUGUUUGGAGGAGAAGAGUCUUUGAUGCGACAACAACAACGGCUCAAGCUGGAACUCAACCGACUGAAAAGAAUAGAGGCCACGGUCGCACGGUGUGGAUCGAGCUUCUCUUUUCUCACAGAUAGGAGUUCUGAGGCUAGUAAGUUGUAUAGGGAUGUUGUUCCCUUGGCGGAGAGUGUGCAGUUCCUGGUUAAUUCUACUAGGGGACUUGAACCCCAAGUACGUACGGCCAAGAGGAGACGGAUCGACAGAGUCAAUCUACCUGCGUCUGCCAGAGAUCAGUAUCUGGAUACAGUCACGAACCAGGCUAUUUUGAAGGCUGGCUUGUGGUCUGGACUGGACGAUGAGCAGGUGUCUCUAGCUGCUGAGUUCGCAAAGAGGGAUCAGAGAGAGCAAUAUCAUAGUGAAGAGCAGGAGCAGGAGCAACAGCAACAACAGCUGAAGGGGCACGAGGGAGUGCAGGAAGGAGAGCAGGAAGGGGAGCAGGAAGGAGAGCAGGAAGGAGAGCAGGAAGGAGAAGAACAGGAUGAACAGGAUGAACAGGGUGCACAGGACGGACAGGAUGCACAGGACGAAGGCCAACUAGAGGGACAGCAAGAGGAACAACAAGGAACUCAGCAAGAGGAGCACCAGCAAGAGAAUAACCCACAGCAAGAGAAUGUCGCCUCACGAGAAGCACAACAACCAACCACUUCAUUGCCAUCUCUAUCACCACCUCCAGACCCUCCCUCUGAACUGGAUCCUGACGAAGACAAGGAGAACAAAGCUCCUCGAAAUACAAACACUCAGACGGUUUCCAUGGAGGAUUUGGCCCAACCUGAACCUAUGGCUGAACCUGAUGGCGAAGUCGAACCAGAGACAGAUCUCCUGGGUUCAGAAGUAGCCCUCUCCUCAGAUCCCCUCAUCUCGUCAGACUCUUUGGUCCAUUCAGAGACUGAAAUGGAACUGUUCGAGGUAAGUGUUGAUUAG